This is a messenger RNA of Penaeus chinensis, 1066 nucleotides long. RefSeq names its product integumentary mucin C.1-like. The transcript is spliced from 3 exons. NCBI's taxonomy places the organism in Eukaryota, Metazoa, Arthropoda, Malacostraca, Decapoda, Penaeidae. The coding region runs from base 6 to 821 and encodes 271 amino acids. The record is from RefSeq and is a predicted model, not a curated record.
UCAGGAUGAUCGUGUCAGCACUGUUUUUGGGCGUGGUGGCGGCGGUGGGCGGGGCCAACGUGUUCCCCGAGCCACGCCUGGAGACGCUGCCCUGCGGAACGACCACCAUGAACCCCGGCGAGCGAGUGGCCAUCCAGUCGCCCAACUUCCCCCAAAACUACAACACGGACUACAGGUGCCAGUAUGAGAUCACCUGCAACCCCAUGGAGUCUACCUACCUGGAGUUCAUCUGUCCUGCCUUCGAACUGCAGUCCUCCACCGACUGCCUCAAUGACCGCCUGGUGGUAACUUACCAUGGCUCUCGCGAAGAGAAAUGCGGCACUGACAAUCCCGACGGAACCAUCACCUCCGACGGGUGGACGCGCCUCACCUUCUUCAGCAACGCCGACACCACCGCCCCUGGCUUCCGCUGCUACAUCUGGUGCCGCGAACAGACCACCACGACCUCCACCACCACUUCAACGACGACCACACCCACCACUACUACUACUCCAACUACCACUACAACACCUACCACCACAACUACCCCUACGACCACAACCACACCUACCACAACCACCACGCCUACCACAACCACCACACCCACCACUACCACGCCUACCACAACCACCACACCUACCACAACCACCACACCCACCACUACAACGCCUACCACAACCACCACGCCUACCACAACCACCACGCCUACCACAACCACCACACCUACCACAACCACCACACCUACCACAACCACCACACCUACCACAACCUCCACACCCACCACUACCACGCCUACUACAACCACACCCGCCACAACCACACCUACCACUCCAGUCUGCUAGAUUGAGAAGUAUGUACUACCUGCUCAUUCGCUUCAGCAGGCUAUUAACAUCGUCUAAGCAUAAAACAGGAAAAGCAUAAAACAGAGAAGGUCCAUAAGUUGAAUUGGAACACAUUAUGGUGACAUUCCCAAACCAUAAUGAGGCAAACACGGUUACUGCAGUGAUGGUUGGAAAGCUUAUUUCAGCAGACAGGUACUGAACUGGUUGAUGUACCACUACACAAUAAAUUCGCAUUCACCAUAAUA